CGUCCAGCAGCUGAUGGGUAAUCCAGAAGAAGUUUCCCCUCAGUCAGGGGGGAGCUCCACUUUGAAGCAGGAGACUCCACAACCACCCUGCAUUAAAAAGGAAGAGGAGGAACUCUGCAUCACUCAGGAGGGAGAGUGUCUUCUAGGACGAGAGGAAGCUGAUUACACCAAGUUGCAACUGAGUAUUGUCUCUGUGAAGACUGAAGAUGAUGAAGAGAAACCACAAGUAGACAACCUCUUAGCUCCACUAUCAGAUAGUGAGGCUGAAGACGAGGUUGAAGAACCUUUGAGCAGCGAUACAGACUGUGAAGGUGAUAUGAGGACUCACACUGACAACAAACACUCUGAAUGCUCUUCAAAGAAGAGAGGUAAAACAUGUUUGAGCUGCUCAGUUUGUGCUGAAAGUUUUACUAACAAGAGCAAUUUAAAUCGACACAUGAGAACACACACAGGAGAUAAACCAUUCAAUUGUUCAGUUUGUGCUAAAAGGUUUUCUGUUAAGUGGUAUUUGACUGAACACAUAAGAACACACACUGGUGAAAAACCAUUUAAUUGUUCAGUUUGUGGCAAAAGCUUUUCUCAAAAUAGCAAUCUGACUAAACACAUGAGAAGACACACUGGUGAAAAACCAUUUAGUUGUUCAGUUUGUGGCAAAAGCUUUUCUCAAAAUAGCUAUUUGACUGAACACAUGAGAACACACACAGGUGAAAAACCAUUUAGUUGUUCAGUUUGUGACAAAAGCUUUUCUCGAAAUAGCUCUUUGACUGAGCACAUGAGAACACACACAGGUGAAAAAACAUUUAAUUGUUCAGUUUGUGGCAAAAUCUUUUCUCAAAAUAACUCUUUAACUCUACACAUGAGAACACACACAGGAGAAAAAACAUUUAUUUGUUCAGUUUGUGGUAAAAGCCUUUCUCUAAAAUGCCGUUUGACUCAACACAUGAGAACUCACACGGGUGAGAAACCAUUUAAUUGUUCAAUUUGUGGCAAAAGCUUUUCUCAAACUAGCGAUUUGACUCAACACAGAAGAACACACACAGGUGAAAAACCAUUUAGUUGUACAGUGUGUGGCGAAAGCUUUUCUCGAAAUUGCCGUUUGUCUCAACACAUGAGAACACACACAGGUGAAAAACCAUUUUGCUGUUCGUUUUGUGGUGAAACCUUUUCUAUUAAGAACCGUUUGACUGAACACAUGAGAACACACACAGGUGAAAAACCAUUUAGUUGUUCAGUGUGCUGUAAAAGGUUCCCACAUAAAGCAGACGCAGCAAAACACAUGAGAACACACAAGGGAAAAUAAGCAAUUAGCUGUUUGGUUUUUGGUAUGUUGCUCAUAUGUGGCGACAUCCACCCUACCCAGGACCUCCUCACUGCUUCUUUCACAAAUAUCUGAGGUAUGAACGUUGAGAGGAAAAAGGUUAUUCUCUUUACUUUCACAAAAUGUACAGAAAAGAAACAAAACUGUGGUCCCUCAACCAGGUACGGACUGAAGCGUGGGUUACCUGCACCGUUACACCUCUAGUAAACACAAUUAUAGACAUGAACAAAUUGACAGUUGUCAGCUGUGAGCAUAUAUUACCUCCAUCAAACAUGGCGGAAAUGUCUGUUACAAGAUACUGUGCUAGUAAAUAGUAGGGAUGCAACUGUACUCGCUUAAAGUGUUGUUAAUCAGGAUCAGUUGGUAUGCAAUAAAUACUUUUGAUAAUUUU
This is a messenger RNA of Nerophis ophidion (straightnose pipefish), 1709 nucleotides long. RefSeq names its product oocyte zinc finger protein XlCOF6.1-like. Gene Ontology annotation, molecular function: RNA polymerase II cis-regulatory region sequence-specific DNA binding; DNA-binding transcription factor activity, RNA polymerase II-specific. The coding region runs from base 14 to 1300 and encodes 428 amino acids. NCBI's taxonomy places the organism in Eukaryota, Metazoa, Chordata, Actinopteri, Syngnathiformes, Syngnathidae. The record is from RefSeq and is a predicted model, not a curated record. The transcript has a single exon. Gene Ontology annotation, biological process: regulation of transcription by RNA polymerase II.